GUUUCUUUUCUGUGCGGUGCUUCUCCCUUGUCAGAAAACCGUACAAGCUGCGGUGCACGCGUUCUGUGUUUUUGCUGCGAAGAAAAUCCGGAAAAUUUGCAUCAAUAUCCGCGUUCCGUUGCCGUUUUCCACCGGAAGCAUUCACUUUAAGCAGUAAAAAUGGUCGUGAAACCAGCGAUGCGCGCCGGCAAGCCCCAGGGCCAGGCCUACAAGGACAAAAGCAAACCGGCUGACAUCCGCCAGAGCAACAUCAAUGCAGCCAAGGCUGUCUGCGAUGCGAUUCGUACCAGCUUGGGUCCCCGUGGUAUGGACAAAAUGAUUCAAGCCGGCAACGGAGAGGUCACAAUUACCAACGAUGGUGCCACCAUUCUGAAGCAAAUGAACGUGAUCCAUCCGGCGGCCAAGAUGUUGGUCGAACUCUCCCGGGCGCAGGACGUCGAAGCGGGAGAUGGCACCACAUCGGUUGUGGUCGUGGCCGGAGCUCUGCUGGAAGCCGUGGAAAAGCUGCUGCAGAUGGGAAUCCACCCGACGGCCAUUUCGGACGCGUUCCAAAAAUGUUCGGCCAAAGCGGUUGAAAUCCUGACCGAGAUGUCCCGGCCGAUCGAGUUGACCGAUCGCGAAUCGCUGAUCAAGAGUGCUUCCACGUCGCUGAACUCGAAGGUCGUUUCGCAGCACAGCAGCCAGCUGGCUCCGAUCGCCGUGGAUGCAGUUCUGAAGGUCACCGAACCGGGACACGAGAGCGGCUGCGAUCUGAAGAACGUGAAGAUCAUUCGCAGCUUGGGAGGAACCAUCGAAGAUACGGAGCUGGUGGAUGGGUUGGUGUUUACUCAGCGAUCGUGCGGUGUCAAUGGACCGAAGCGUGUCGAAAAAGCGAAGAUCGGUCUGAUCCAGUUCUGUAUCUCAGCACCGAAGACCGACAUGGACCACAGCGUUGUCGUUUCGGAUUAUGCCGCCAUGGAUCGCGUGCUGAAGGAGGAACGUGCCUACAUUUUGAACAUCGUGAAGCAGAUUAAGAAGGCCGGUUGCAAUGUGCUGUUGGUUCAGAAGUCGAUCCUUCGUGACGCCGUCUCGGAUCUGGCCCUGCACUUCCUGGACAAGAUCAAGGUGAUGGUCGUGAAGGAUGUGGAACGUGAAGAUAUCGAGUUUGUCUGCAAAACGCUGAACUGCAGACCCAUUGCUUCGUUGGAUCAUUUCCUGCCGGAACAUUUGGUCAACGCUGACCUGGUUGAGGAGGUUUCUAGUGGAUCUAGCAAAUUUGUCAAGGUCACCGGAAUCCAGAAUAUGGGCAGAACCGUUUCGAUUGUUGUUCGUGGUUCGAAUAAACUGGUCUUGGAAGAAGCCGACCGUUCCUUGCACGAUGCCCUUUGCGUUGUCCGUUGCCUGGUCAAGAAACGCGCCCAGAUUGCCGGUGGCGGUGCUCCUGAAAUCGAAAUGGCCCUUCAAUUGGCUGCUCACGCCCAGACACUGGAAGGAGUGGAUGCUUACUGUUUCCGGGCUUUCGCCAACGCCCUGGAGGUUAUUCCCUCGACCCUGGCCGAAAAUGCCGGUCUGAAUCCGAUCGCGACCGUUACAGAGCUGCGCAACCGUCACGCCCAAGGUGAGAAGAAUGCCGGAAUCAACGUGCGCAAGGGAGCCAUCACUGAUAUUUUGGCUGAGAACGUGGUGCAACCGCUGCUGGUGUCCACUUCGUCGAUCACGUUGGCCUCGGAAACGGUUCGGUCGAUUCUUAAGAUUGACGAUAUCAUCAACACGAUGCAGUAAAACCAUUUCCAUGUGUUGUUUCUGUGCUUGCUUAUAUCUACUCUCAUUAAUUUAACUUUCGCCGUUUUUCCCCCACAUCGCGCACCAAAACCAUUGAUUUUUUCUGGAGAAGAUCACCACGCUAAGUAUGAACAUUACUUUUGUAUUUUCUGGAAACGCUAACAUGAUAACAAUAAAACUUGUACCAGUAAUAUAA
Aedes albopictus (Asian tiger mosquito) is the source of this 1957-nucleotide messenger RNA. RefSeq names its product T-complex protein 1 subunit delta. The transcript is spliced from 3 exons. The record is from RefSeq and is a predicted model, not a curated record. Gene Ontology annotation, biological process: protein folding. Bases 160 to 1761 code for a protein of 533 amino acids. Gene Ontology annotation, cellular component: chaperonin-containing T-complex. NCBI's taxonomy places the organism in Eukaryota, Metazoa, Arthropoda, Insecta, Diptera, Culicidae. Gene Ontology annotation, molecular function: ATP hydrolysis activity; ATP-dependent protein folding chaperone; ATP binding.